Messenger RNA from Puccinia graminis f. sp. tritici CRL 75-36-700-3, 1201 nucleotides. RefSeq lists its product as uncharacterized. The record is from RefSeq and is a predicted model, not a curated record. The transcript is spliced from 6 exons. Bases 283 to 948 code for a protein of 221 amino acids. NCBI's taxonomy places the organism in Eukaryota, Fungi, Basidiomycota, Pucciniomycetes, Pucciniales, Pucciniaceae.
CGAACUAGUCGUUGAUCACGGCCCGCCGGGGCCACAAGUCGAGGCUCGUGCCGUGACCUGCCGUGACCGAGCCUCUCAGUCUGCAGCCGAGAUCGGGUGCCAAUUCUCCCCGGGGAGGACCACGUGUGGGACCCGAGUCGUGCAUUACCCGAUGACGUAUUUCGGGUCUUUGUUGGAGAAUUGUUUUGUCAAUCGAGAAUCAAGAUUGCCACACCACAGCACACAGCUCAUCCUCUGGAGACUGGAACUAAAAUUCCAACAAACUUCUCGAGAUUAGGACGUAUGGACUCAGCUAACGUGCCCAAUGAUGAUUUUGAAGACCUGCACAUAUCCUCGCACCCAGUGCUGAAGCACAAGAUGUCGAAAAUCAGGGAUAGAGAUACACUCCCGGCGGAAUUCCGAAAACUUUUGAAGGACAUAUCCUUCAUACUGGCGGUCGAGGCUUCAAGGGAUCUGGAAACUGAAUCUGUCCAAGGUCUUCAAUCUCCGAUCGCUCCGUAUACUGGUGUCGCCCUGGAAGCGCGUAUCGGCAUCUCACCAAUCCUUCGAGCUGGAAUCGGAAUGACUGAUGCGUUUUUGGAUAUAUUUCCGGAGGCUUCGGUGUUCUACUUAGGUCUAUUCCGUGAUAAGACCUUACUCCAGCCAGUCGAAUACUAUCAAAAACUUCCGGCAGUGCCCCAAGUUGACACUGUAUUUUUGCUCGACCCAAUUCUUGCGACAGGUGGUACCGCGAUUGCAGCUUGUAACAUGCUAGUCAACGCCGGUAUUCCGAUGGAGCGCAUCAAGUUGAUCACCAUUUUGGCCAGUAUGCCCGGUCUGCAAGCCGUCAUUAAGGACUGUCAAGGCCUUCAGAUCUGGUGUGGCUCGGUUGAUCAAGAAUUGAAAAAUGGGAUGAUUGUCCCUGGGCUUGGAGAUAGUGGCGAUCGCUUGUUCAACACACUCGGCUAGUCUGAUCAUGUUGAUCGCUUACAUACUUUUUUUCGACUCAUUUAAAUCUUCGCGUCUAUGUGCAUCAGGGCGCCGUACUCUUCAGCUUGGUCCACAAAAAUCCUUAAACCCCUGUAUCUUUUGGACUCUAGAGUUAAAAGCAUGUAUACAUAUCUCAAUUUUUGAACGAUGUAGCCUAUGACAAGCUUUACUUUUGAAAGGUAGAUCACCAACAAAUUAUCGAUCAAUCUGGUACUAAUAAGCAUGGUAUUCG